GUGAGUGAAUAAUGAUAGCAGAAAUCAAAUAAAAACAAACACAGGCAGAAGCUUUUGUCUGGGGGACAAGGUGUUCGAGGGCUCUUUGAUUUGGAGAUGGAGGAAGCCAAGUAAAGGAAAUUUUAUAUUCUAAAUAGGUGACAUUCUUGAAGAACACGUGUUUGGUUAUAAUUAGAUCUACUUUCUGCAACAUACUCUGGCCGUAGAGCAGGCUUUGUGGAGCUGGUGACUGAAGAUUGCUUGACACCCCUUCCUCAAGUUUGUGGCAGUAUUAUUUAUUGGCAUCUAGUGAUGAAAUGGCAUAGUCCCCUAUACGAAGCAUGGGCAUUGAAAAUGUUAAAAUUCUUGUUUGUGAUGCAGAGACCUAAGGGGAAAAUGGCCAGGUCACGGGCCCUGGAGAGUGUGAUUAAUGAUCAGUGAUUUAGUGAUCAGUGAUUAGUGGUUUUAUUCAAACUGUUACCUCUGACCAGAAGCACACAUCAGAGGAUUAACAGGCUCUUUAGAUAAAUGCUCAUUAGUGGAAGGGGAAAAGCAAAGAUAAUAGGCAUGCACCCAGGGACAACUUUCGAAGAAAAUCAUUCCUGUCUUCAGAAUAAUAAGCUCUGUUAACAGAAAGCCCUUUUAAUUUAAAACUUGCUUUUAUCUUGUAAAUCAAAGUUAGAUGUAAAAGUUUGUAGUGCCAUUAUAACCUAAAUUUUCCCAUAUCCACGAGAUGUGGAUUAUCCCAGUAGCGAUAUUUUUUUUUUAUUUAAAUAAACAAUUGGAGCUUUAGAGUGGCUGAACCCUGACAAGCUUAGCUCCCAGGGUUGGAAGGUGUCCCCCCUUCAUGCUUGGAGACUGCACUCUGCUAACUAGAUGGCGCACUGUUAUUUGGUGUCCUGUGCUGCAGAGCACAUGAGUAGAAAGUGGGCAUGUAGCUGCUUGCGAGGUGUUCUUCAACACAACAAAGUUCAUUCUGUGUAGGAUUGGAGGCUAGACAGUUCUACAAGUUUUUAGUCACAUUUUCCAUGUCAGUUAAAUCUAGGGAGUUGAAGGCUACUGGAAAAAUUAGUCUCAUUACUAAAAGGAACUUAAAGAAGGAGGGAGGGGAGAAGGUACCAGACAGAGUACAUGUGUUAGGUCCGAGUUGAAGACUGAGUGCUAAGUGCCAGGUCUGCUCUCUCUUUAGCUAAGAGCUAGUCCAGUCUUCUGGUCUGAGAGACUGAGGCAAGUACUCAAGGACUGGUUUUCUUUCUGAUCUUGCUGGUUAAGAGAAGUUACAAGAGAGAAGGGAGAUUUUUGAUCUGGAGACUGCAGGAGGCGACACAGUGCGGCUUUCCUCUUCCAGCUAUGAUUUAUGAGGAAUCCAAGAUGAACUUGGAGCAGGAGAGGCCGUUUGUCUGCAGUGCCCCAGGCUGCUCCCAGCGUUUCCCAACAGAGGACCAUCUGAUGAUUCAUAGGCACAAGCAUGAGAUGACUUUGAAGUUUCCUUCAAUAAAAACAGACAAUAUGCUAUCAGAUCAGACCCCGACGCCCACGAGAUUCCUGAAGAACUGUGAGGAGGUGGGUCUCUUCAGUGAGCUGGACUGCUCCUUUGAACACGAGUUCAGGAAGGCUCAAGAGGAAGAGAACAGCAAGCGGAAUAUCUCCAUGCAUAAUACAGUUGGUGGAACCAUGACGGGGCCUGGAGCUCACCAGCUAGGCAGCACACGGAUGCCCAACCAUGACACCAGUGUUGUGAUUCAGCAAGCUAUGCCUUCACCCCAGUCCAGCUCGGUCAUCACACAAGCUCCCUCCACCAACCGCCAGAUCGGGCCUGUCCCAGGCUCUCUAUCAUCUCUACUCCAUCUCCACAACAGACAGAGGCAGCCCAUGCCAGCCUCCAUGCCUGGAACCCUGCCCAACCCCACCAUGCCAGGAUCUUCUGCCGUCUUGAUGCCUAUGGAGAGACAGAUGUCAGUGAACUCCAGCAUCAUGGGCAUGCAAGGUCCAAACCUCAACAACCCCUGUGCGUCUCCCCAAGUCCAGCCAAUGCAUUCAGAAGCCAAAAUGAGACUGAAGGCUGCGCUGACUCACCAUCCUGCCGCCAUGUCAAACGGGACCAUGAGCACCAUUGGACACAUGAUGGAGAUGAUGGGCUCCCGGCAAGACCAGACGCCGCACCACCAUAUGCACUCACACCCGCAUCAGCACCAGACACUGCCGCCCCACCACCCCUAUCCACACCAGCACCAGCACCCCUCACACCAUCCCCACCCACAGCCUCACCACCAGCAGAACCACCCGCACCACCACUCCCAUUCCCACCUUCACGCACACCCAGCGCACCACCAGACCUCGCCACACCCACCCCUGCACACCGGCAACCAAGCACAGGUUUCACCAGCCACACAACAGAUGCAGCCAACCCAGACAAUACAACCGCCUCAGCCCACAGGGGGACGCCGGCGAAGGGUAGUGGAUGAGGACCCAGAUGAGAGGCGGAGGAAAUUUCUGGAAAGGAACCGGGCAGCUGCCACCCGCUGCAGACAGAAGAGGAAGGUCUGGGUGAUGUCACUGGAAAAGAAAGCUGAAGAGCUCACCCAGACAAACAUGCAGCUUCAGAACGAAGUGUCCAUGUUGAAAAAUGAGGUGGCCCAGCUGAAGCAGUUGUUGUUAACACAUAAAGAUUGUCCAAUAACAGCCAUGCAGAAAGAAUCACAAGGGUAUUUAAGUCCAGAGAGCAGCCCUCCUGCGAGCCCCGUGCCAGCAUGCUCUCAGCAGCAAGUCAUCCAACAUAACACCAUCACCACAUCCUCAUCGGUCAGCGAGGUCGUGGGCAGCUCCACCCUCAGUCAGCUCACAACUCACAGAACAGACCUGAAUCCUAUUCUUUAAAAGGCAUUGGUCAAACCUGGCCUUUGAGAAGAGCUGUAGCAUGCCAUACAUCCUUUCUCAAAAGGGCAUUUUUAGAAUUAUCUCAGACCUGGAAGACACCUCAGCCCUUCAAAGACUGGCUUUCAUUUUUAUAGUUAUUAUGGAAAUGUUGUCUUUUAUACUUAGUUAUAUAAGAAAAAAGGGAGAUAUGCAAUGAAUAUCUAUCAGCUUGGAAAGCACGUUGGUGCUUCUCUGCAAUUUUCUGGUACCAGUUUCUUGUUUAUAAACGGAACCUUUCCUGUAUAUAGCCAUGGUUUCAUUCUUACCAGCCCAACCCUUUGCCUGGAACAAUGAAUCUUGUUAAACUACAGCUUUUAGCCAAAAUGAGGUAUGCUUAGAUGUCAAGCGAGAUGGAUCCACAUAGUAACUGGGUGGGAAAGCUCAUGAUGUCAUAACUCAUGUUGAGUUUGUGCUCUAAUGUCACCAGAAUCUCAGAUAAACACAUGGGCCUUCCUGAAUAUUUUUUCUCUUGUUAGAAAAAAAAAAAAAAAGAAAUUAUGGUCCAUCGAUAUCCCAAAAAAAUCACCAAGCAUCUCAGGCCCCCUCCUUCCUUUCUUGUCUACUUGCUCAGAUGUCCAAUAUCCAUCUCCAUUUCCUUUUCCCCGACCCCUGUUCACUCUUUGUUUUGACUUUUCUCCUGUUUCCUUUUCUCCUCUUUAGCUUUGCAUGUGAAGAAGAAAAUAAUGUCGAAAGAAGAGAAAAAUCAAAUCUUGAAACUGUGGACCUAGCCACAGUUUAACCCACAGCUGGAGCUCAUUCAAUUCUUGCCUUUCACAAAAUAGCAACCAGGAGAUGUUUAAUGUGCCUGAUUUAAUGUUUUUAAUAACCAGAGCAAAUAAAAGGUGGUUUGGUUAUAGGUGAAGCACUGUUGAAUGCCAGCUGUGGAGACACUAGGGAAAGGGACUUUGUAAGCCCCAACUGUGAAAAUUCAAAUAAGGAUGUGGGCUCUAACAUCACACCCUCGAAUUACAACUCGCUUCUAUGGCCUGUCUAUAAUGUCAAAAAAAAUCCAUGCACUAUAUAAUAGUUCAGAAGGGCUCUGUUCACUACACAGAUUACAUUGUUCAAUCAUCAGCUGCUAAUAACCUAAAAUUUAUUAUUAUUAUUUUUCUUAAGCCUAUGGAACCAGCUCUGCUGUUCUGGUGGGCAAAAGCAAACUCACUCCUGGAGAGACAGAGAUAAAGCAAGGCUAGCAUUUCUAAGGGUCCUCGCAGCCUGCAGAACAGUCAGACUCUGGCUGCUGGCCGAGUCCCAUGGAGGUGGCCAGGCUAGUGUGCUCAUCUGAAUAGUUCUGAUUUAUAUUUUCAGCAAUGUCCAUGGACUUGCCCAUUAUGGAAAGCAGGUCAAAUCCAAACCACAGUUGUGCCUCUUUGAAACAAGCCAUUCUACUCUGCUGGUGUUUUAAUAUCGUGUUUCACAAAUAAUAGGGGCUAAUGUUUCUCACUAGCAGUCUGGGCAUAUGCUAGUGUUUCAUCUCUGCCCAAAUAAUUCACCUCCUAACCUAUGUGUGUGUGUGCACAUGGGUGUGUGUGCCUGAGUGUGUGUGUGUGUGCGUGUUUAUGAACAGUAUAGGUUUUAAAAGAACAGUAUUUUACAAAAGCCGUCACUUUUAUAAGAGUUCAGUAAAGGAAGGAUGUACUUUUUCGCUCAGUAUAGUUUUAAAAAAUCUAUUUUAGAGGGAAAAAAGAAAAUAUGAGGGCUCUGAAGCAUGAUUUUUAUAACUAGUUUCAGUUUUAUCUAAUAAUUUACUUUUAAAAAACCAAUAUUUAUCAAUUUUUUCCAUGUAUGCUGUGCUUUUGAGAGACAAGUUUGGCUGUUCAGUAAAGUGUAAGGAUAUAUGACCUAAGAAUCAAAAACAAAUGAAAAAAAUAAAAAGAGGAAAAAGGAAAAUGAAAGGGGAAGAAAGAAGAUGGAGCAAACAGAAAUUUCUAUUGUAUUUUAGGAAAACGAAUCCUUUUCAAGUAUUUUAAAUACUGAGUUAAUAUUGUUGUUAUAUUUUUUUUCUUAAUUCCAGCAGUAACAAAAUGGUUUAACCUAACUGGCUUGCUAAGAAAUGUGUAAGUCUUAGAUUUGAAAGAAGUUAACAUUCAUAGCUCUGGUUUGAAAUCAAAGGUCAUUUUCUGCAAAAUUCCUUCCUUAGAUCAAGUAGGUGCUCUGCUCCCUUAGAAAGAGAAGGGGACAAACUGGAGGGGUAGAGCUUGUAGCUUUUAUCUGACAAUUGCUUUGAGUAAACAGGACCUUUCCCUCCAGUCUGCAUGUAUAGCACUUGAAGAAAUGAAAAAAAAAAAUUUUUAAUCCACUAGUAAUACCAUAAUGACCAGGGAGUUACCGGCCACUAAAAUGAUGAUUUUGAGUUUAUGUCUCUCCCACCUCUCAACUGAAAUACUUAGCUGUUCAAGGGACAGCCUUUGCAGUUAAGAACUUGCCUGGGUUUUCUUAAUUCAGCGACUCGACAGCUUGACUGAUGUGCAUUAUUUAUAGCUCAAUUAUGUCUGUUUUUUAUGCUAAGUAGGCAAGCCACCACACACAGCAAACCUUUCUCAACAUAUAAUUAGAAUAAACUGCCUUCUUGUUACGGGCAGGCCCUUUAGGUGUGUUUGUUUGCAGUAUGGAUAGAGUCAGUGAGGGUGCCAGCUUACUGUCAGUCGAGAAAAACUUCUGGGGGAAAUCUAACUCCUGGUUUAUCCCUAGUCAAGAUUCCAUAGAAAGGCCCAUCCUUCACCAGAUAUCAGAGCCUGCCUGAAAUGACCCUUGCACUGUCCGCCAUACACCAGCAACUUUAGGAGAGCAUCUUUUUAAUCCCCUUGAGUUGUCUUCUCCCAUCCAGUUACCAAUGUCAGCCAUUCAGACUCAGGAGUCAGUGGUAAGAGCCUUCAGAGUCCCCCAUCCUGGGAGAGAAGGAGGGUUCUAGUAACACUGCCUCUCUUACUCCCGUGUGGCUCCAUUAUCACACGAUCUGCUUCUGAAGUCCCUGCCAGGCUUGUGGGUGCUUCUCCAGUACCUCCCUGCCUCAUAUGCCGAGAGCUGGAAACUUAGUGCACAUGCUCACUGAGAGAAAGGCAUGGCACGCUAAUGCUUCUUAGAGACACCUUUCUCAAUCUAGGAUGCUGGGAUAGGUAGACUGAAAGUCCUAGCCCUGGAUGAGUGUACUAAUCUCAAAGCUAGAUUAGAGUUAGCUCUGGUCUGCUGGUGCUGGUGACCCUAGUCAUCUCUUGACCCACAUGUCAAUGUGUGCGAGUUGCCAUAUUAAAAUGGCUUGUGGGUGACCGACAGUGUGUGUGCUAUUGCAGUGUGUAUCAUAAGAAUUGGGGUGACUUACUCAGCCAGUGCUCCUUGAAACUUAUCUAAUCAAAUUAAUAAAAUGCAGUGUAUAUUCCAAGAGAGGUGUCAGUAGGGAAUGGUCAGGUGACUGUCGCCUGCUAGUAAAGCAAAUUAUAGUGGCUUAGAGUUGGCCAUUAAAAUCAUAAACCAGCUUCAAAAAACAAACAAACAAAAAACAAAAACAAAAAACCAACCCUUAGCUGGGCUUAUUUUUAAGCACCAGUAACUGCUAUAAAACUAGCCUUUCAGUUAGAAUAGAAUGUCCUUCCUUUUGAGCAAAACCAUCUAAGAAAAUAUAUAUGUAUGUAUGUACAGUGCGAGUCAAGGACCAAAGCAACAUUUGAACAGGAAUCUAUUAAUUUAGAAUGUAUAAGAUAUUUAUUAAUAAAUGUUAUUUUAAACAUUCCAUUUGAACAGUAUUCUUCUAUAGGCUCUAUGUGUCUUGAAAAUGUUAGUCCAUAAUAACCUGCCCUAGUUAGGGUGCCAUUUUCAGGGUCUUGGGUGGCUCUUCCUAUCAUUUGCUGGAAGCCCGAGCUUAGAUCUUUGUGCAUCUUUUGAGGCUUGUUUGCUACUCUGUGGGUUCUUAGUUAAUCUACAUUUUGAGCAAGUUUUUUAAAAAAGUGUAUUUCUUCUUUUCUUUCUUUCCUUUUUUUCUUUCACGUAAGCGCUUUCAUUUAGGAAGCAAAUUCAACUAGAGGGCAUCAGAGAUGGGAACCAGAGCAGCUUCGCUUUUCUUUUAUGCAUCAAAUGCCUUCCUCCCAGCUUCUCCUCGCUGCAGGCCCAUCUCCAAGAACACCCUGCACCACUCAGCUCCCUCGAGCUGCCUGGCCCCUCCCAAACAGAAUGAACUGUGUGCAGCAGCUUUAGGUUUUCAGGCUCCACCCCCACCCCCACCACCAUCCCCAACGUCUCAGAAGGGAAGGGGAAGAGCCUUCCCAAGAUAAACCCGUGCCUAUGCGACAGCAGUGAUUUAGAACCUCUCUUCUGCUUUUUAAAAUAAUUUAUAUUUUAAAGUUGCACUUUACCUCUUUGAUCCCUCCCCACUUCUCUGCCUUGGUCUAACCUCUUUCUUGACCUUCAGCUUGCCUUGGCUCCACCCUUUACAACUGUUCUGUGAAGGCUCUCUGCUGCACCAUUUCAAAUGCCUUCCAGAAAAUGUAUGCCCAGUUUCUAUGUGCACACUCAUUGCUAGUUCUUACAGCCUUGUGAAGCUUGCUAAAGAAUGCCAAGAAAAGCUAAUACACGAAAUGGUUUGUCCCCUUGAUCUCUUUCUUUGUAGCAUUGUUUUUUAAAAAAAAAUGGUUAUACCAUGCAAUGGAUGUGAGGCAGCAGCUAAGCUAUGCUUAACAGUUUUCUAUCUCAUCCUCCAAACCAAAGUGUCCUGAAUAAGCCAGGAGACUUAUCUUCUCGUGUGCCAUGGAGCACACUUCACUGUUGUCCUAGCCAUAGUCUUUGUAAGGCUGCUGAAGCAACAGUGGCCCUGUCCUCCCAUUCCCAGGUCUCAAAUAUACAAUGUUGCCUUGUAGCAUGAUUAAAGACAGCACCUCUGUUUUAUAAUUACAGUCUAAGAAAGGAUCAGAGAACACAGGAGCAAUAAACUUACAAGUAAACAUCCAAUACCAAAACACACAUAGAGCUUUUAAAAUCAGCCUAGUUCAUCGUGUUGUGACAAUAGAAAUAUGUCCGUGUGCUCAAAGUCUCUUGCUAUUCCUUGUGGAAUUUUUCAGUGAUGUAAUGCUUGUAGCCAAAUUGCUUAAAGAGUGUUUAUAUAUUUUUUCCUUAUAAAUCAUCUAUUUUUUGAAAAAGAAAAAAACCUAUUUAACUGCAAACUGAAGAUAGGGUAGAGCCAAAUUGCCAGCAUUGGUUCAAACAUUAAUACCAUUAAGUGGCCCUCUGAUGCCUUUCCAAGCUUAUCAUCAAGAAAGAAUCAAUAAUCAAUUGCUAUAUUUAAACCAAGUUAAAGAAUCUAGCUCCUCAGAAUAUAGGACCUAGGAAGUUCUUCCUAAGCCAUUUAAGGUUCUACCUUGGGGUUUAUAUUCUAGAACUUUACAGGAAUUUUUUUAAACAUAAAAUCGUUUUGCCUCAUGUUGGAGAAUGUGGAACCUGAAUAAAUUAACUUUAAAUACAUCAUUAAAAUCUUUCACACAAUCAGUGCGUUAGAUUCUUGUUUGCUCCUUUAUAGUGCCCACAUUGCCUUUAGAGUAUCAAAAUUGCAAGAGAAAGUAGCAGUGCCCCAGGACAGGGAGUUAGGAGAAAGGACCCCGGGCAAGCAGCCUAGGCAGGAAGACCUGCCACCCCUUCCCUUUCAAGAUCUCUGUUAAUCUCAUCUGCCUCAGGAGAGAAACUGCCUUUGAGGAUUGUCUCCGAGUGAAAAAUAACUAAAUAAAUAAGCUUGGGAUGUCCUCCAUGGAGAGUACACAACACUUGGGAUCCUCUGAAAAGGCCCCCAAAUAAUGGCUCUAUUCAAACACAAUGUUGUGGGACAAUUGGAAUUGAAACAUUGUCCAAAAUAUAACAGAAAAAAAAAAAGUUUAGCACUGUGUAAAGUAAGUGUUGACUGAAAAAGUCCCCCCACCCCACAAAAAAAAAAAAAGGUGCGUCACUUUAAGUUCUGGACUUGGGGUUGUUUGUCAUUGUAAACAGCAAAGCCUUUGUGUUUGUGUGUCUGUCUGUAAACCAACCACCUUCCAAUUGGAGGGAGAAAAAAAAACCUUGGGGGGUGCAUAUGUCAUAUGUGUAAAUAUUUGCUGCAGCAUUUUAAUGUGCUUAAUUUUCUGUUUAGCUUUUUGUUGCAUUGUGAACACAUCUAUUGUUACCAGUGGACAAUGAGUUCAUUAAGACUGUUCGACUAGGUCAGAUUUUUACUUCUCUUUCUAGCAAGAAGAGACAAGAUUUUGUGCAUUUGUACAAAUGUUAAUGAUAUCACCGCAAUUCCAAUAUAAUAAAGCACUCAAACGCAAA
Molecule: messenger RNA, 9177 nt
Organism: Mastomys coucha (southern multimammate mouse)
Lineage: Eukaryota; Metazoa; Chordata; Mammalia; Rodentia; Muridae
Gene: Creb5
Product: cAMP responsive element binding protein 5
Exons: 11
Coding region: 1330-2856 (508 amino acids)
Biological process (GO): regulation of transcription by RNA polymerase II
Molecular function (GO): cAMP response element binding; DNA-binding transcription factor activity, RNA polymerase II-specific
Source: RefSeq, a predicted model, not a curated record